This is a messenger RNA of Polyodon spathula (Mississippi paddlefish), 2006 nucleotides long. Its product is annotated as reticulon-4 receptor-like 2. Gene Ontology annotation, molecular function: protein binding. Gene Ontology annotation, cellular component: plasma membrane. The transcript has 4 exons. The coding region runs from base 517 to 1848 and encodes 443 amino acids. The record is from RefSeq and is a predicted model, not a curated record. NCBI's taxonomy places the organism in Eukaryota, Metazoa, Chordata, Actinopteri, Acipenseriformes, Polyodontidae.
CCCGCCUCUCGCCGCCAGGCGCCGCUGUUUCACUGCGCUCCACGGCGGCGGCUCCUCUAUAACUUUUCUGCCCGGGUUCGAGCGCCUGCCUCUCCGCUAGCCAGCGUAGGUGCGAAGCGGUGUCCUGGAGCACAGCAGUUUAAGAAAACGAACCCUAUUUUUAAUUUAUUUAUUUAUUUGUUUUGCUUAGAAUAAACUCCCUAUAAAUAAAACUUACUGACACAAGCCUUCGUUCCGUCAUUCACCCCUUCUCUGAAUAUUCAGCUGCGUAAAAUACUUUUUUUUUUCCCCCCCUCCCCGUUCACACCCCCGCUGGUGCGAUUGUUUCGUCAGCGGGCACCAAGCCGCGUUUUCCCCCGCCUCUGGCGCACCCUGCCCGGGAUUGGUCCUUGUGGGAUCCCCGCAGCAGCCCCCGAGUCGUUCGUAGGCAGUUGCCGGCUAUAUCAGGAGCAGCCCCGACCGGGAGAGCAGCGGCGCACCCCGACUCAAGCUUGCUCUAGCUCGGCUAAGGUAGAGAUGGACUCUCGAUCGAUGUUCCGGAGCGGCUCCAGUGCUCAGACUUUCAGAGGCUCUCUCUGGCUCCUCCUCUGGGUCUCCUCUCUCAGUCCAGUCUCCUCCUGCCCUCGCCUGUGUAUGUGCUACCCCUCUCCCAUGACGGUCAGCUGCCAAUCUCAGAACUUCUCCGCGGUCCCAGCGGGAAUUCCCUUUCACAGCCAGAGGGUUUUCCUCCAGAACAACCGUAUCACGGAGGUCCGGACGGAUUCGUUCGGGUUCGGCACACAGGUCCUGUGGCUCCACUCCAACAAUAUCAGCUCCAUAGAACCCGGGGCCUUCAGCGACCUGCAUGACCUGGAGGAGCUGGACCUAGGGGACAACCCGUCCCUUCGGACCCUGGACCAGGACACGUUCCGUGGGCUGGACAAGCUGCAGAGUCUGCACAUGUAUCGCUGCCAGCUGGGGACCCUGCCCGGCACCGUGUUCAGAAAACUGUACAGCCUGCAGUUCCUUUACCUGCAAGAGAACCUGCUGCAGCACAUACAGGACGACCUCUUCGCUGACCUGGUCAACCUCACUCACCUCUUUCUCCACGGCAACCUGAUCCGGGUCCUGUCGGAGAACGUGUUCCGCGGGCUGGUCAACCUGGACCGCCUGCUGCUCCACCAGAACCGGAUCAGGCAGGUUCACCGACGCGCCUUCCGAGAUCUGGGCCGGCUCACCAUCCUCUUCCUCUUCAACAACUCGCUCUCCGAGCUGCCCGGCCCGCCCCUCUCCAGCCUCCGAUCCCUGGAGUUCCUGCGCCUCAACGGGAACCCCUGGUCCUGCUCCUGCCAGGCCCGCCCGCUCUGGGAGUGGUUCCGCAAGGUCCGAGUCUCCAGCUCCGAGCUGCUGUGCGCCGGACCCCAGGAGAGGAAGGGCCUGGACCUGCGCUUCCUGAGGGAGCUGGACUUCGCGCGCUGCCCCCUGCAGGACGCCCCGAGCAAGGCAGGCGCCUUCAGCCCAAAGUGGUGGUUCCCUAAGUCUGGUAAGAGCGGCCAGGCAGAAAAAUUCAAAGGGCUUUUCGGGAGGAAAGGCCAGCAGACCAGCGGUCUGGAUAACCCGGCAGCUGGAGGUCAGGCCAAGAGUUACGGACCGGAACCCGAGUCCGCCCUUCCGAAACCGGGCCCCCAGGAUUACUGGGAGAACUACGAGAACGAGGAUUCGAGCUGGCGCUGCUCAGACUGCCCGGGCGAGAAGGAGGAGGAGGAGGAGCGAUCGAGAGGGGAGAGGAAUCGUCCCAGAUUCACCCUCCUCUCCUUCUCCCUCUCCCUCUCUCUCAUGCUAGCCUUGCUUUCCUCAAGAAGCAUCUAGAGACCCUCCCUCCUGUGUUUUUUAAAAAAAAAAGCAAAACAAAUGUUUGUUUUGUUUUAAAAAUCUUACCCUCUCCGCCUCGUCCCUUUUAGCUGUGUAAAAGCUAUUUUCUAUAGCCCUCUAUACAGCUCUGCAGUGUGGAGAGUGGAGAUCUCUUU